Staurois parvus is the source of this 520-nucleotide messenger RNA. The record is from the annotation of a GenBank genome assembly. Lineage: Eukaryota; Metazoa; Chordata; Amphibia; Anura; Ranidae.
AUCACCUAGGCAUGCAGACUGCUUCUACGGACAUUUGCGAAAAAACGGGUCGCUCUCAGGAGCUCAGUGAAUUCAAGCGUGGUACCAUGAUAGGUUUCCACCUGUGCAAUAAGUCCAUCCAUGAACUUUCCUUGCUACUAAAUAUUCCACGGUCAACUGUUAGUGGUAUUAUAACAAAAUGGAAGCAACUGGGAACAACAGCAACUCAGCCCCGAAGUGGCAGGCCAUGUAAAAUGACAGAGCAGGGUCAGCACAUGCAGUCGUCAACUGACUGCAGAGUCAAUAGUUAAAGACCUCCAAACUUGGUGUGGCCUUCAGAUUAGCACAACAACAGUGCGUAGAGAGUUUCAUGGAAUGAGUUUCCAUGGCCGAGCAGCUGCAUCCAAGUCUUACAUCACCAAGUGCAAUGCAAAGCGUCGGAUGCAGUGGGGUAAAGCACGCCUCCACCGGAGUCUAGAGCAGUGGAAACUUGACCAGAGAAUGGUACUUGCCUGACUGCAUUGUGCUAAGUGUAAAGUUU